Molecule: messenger RNA, 1002 nt
Organism: Linum tenue
Lineage: Eukaryota; Viridiplantae; Streptophyta; Magnoliopsida; Malpighiales; Linaceae
Source: the annotation of a GenBank genome assembly
AUGGACCGCCAAUCCUCCGUUGACUCAUACAGCAGCAGCGGCGGCGGAAGCUAUCAUAACCACCACCACCACAGCAGAGAUCACUACCUGAAGAAUCUCAACAAGCAAUCGCAGAAGAUCUCCAAACCCAGUAUCCCGUCUAACCCUAGAAAGCUCUCUCCUUCCCCCUUUGACCACCACCACCAGCAAUCCAAUCCCCCUAAUCCUAAUCCUAAUCCUAAUCCUAAUCCUCCGCCGACACAGAACCAGCCCCAUGUCUACAACAUCAACAAGAACGAUUUCCGCGACGUCGUUCAGCGCCUCACCGGAUCCCCUGCCCACCACGACCGCUUUUCUUCCCCCAAUCCUCCCCCUCCCGCAUCCAAGCCGCCGUCUCAGGUCUCUCGAUUGCAGCGGAUCCGCCCUCCUCCGCUUGCCGGCCUUGCCCCCAACCGCCCGCCGAUUCAGCACCACCGCCCCAUGCCCCCGCAGCAGCACUACUUGCCUCCUCCGGGCCCGCCGCCACCCAACAGCUUCUUCCCGCGCCCUCCGCCUGGUCCUUUAUCUCCGGUACCCCAAUUCCCAGGCCCUCCAGUGGCGGAGUCCCCCGUUUCAGCUUACAUGAGAUAUCUCCAGGACUCGAUGGAUCCCAACAAACAGCACUUUACCGGCUUCUCCCCUCUCGCACCUUUGGUUUCCCCUCGAUGGAACAAUCUGCAACAACAGGAUCAACUGCAUUUUGGACCACCGCCACCACCCCAGCAGCAGCACCACCACCAGAUGAUGGCUCCGCCGCAGCCAUCCCCUUUCCAGCAAUUCCCGCAGUCUCCUCUGUCGUUUGGGUUCUUGAAUUCUCCGCGGUCUCCUUAUCCUCUCUUUUCUCCUGGCACGUUUCUUUCUCCUUCGGCUUUCCCUCUUUCCCCGACCAUGCCAGUGCAUAGCCCAAGAUGGUUGCUUUCCCCCAACCCUUUCCCUCUCUCCCCCACCAUGCCCUUUCCAAGUCCUAGAUGGAGAGGAAUGUGA